AUGUACCAGCAAAUUUCGGCUGCUCUUAUCACGUUUUUCGUGUCCAGUUUGGGCAUCUUAUUUAAUCUGGUAUUGGUGAUGUCCAUUCGUAAAACUGUAUCAAUGAAUGGAUCUUUUGGAAUAAUUACCAAGAAUCAGGCGAUUUGCAAUAUCAUGAUAUGCACUAUAUUUUUGGUAUUUGUUUUUCCGACGCAACUCAGCUCAUCUUUGCUUCUCAUCAGUAUUUCCAAUCAUUUUGGAACGUUCUCCUUGAUUAUAUAUGUGAUUUCAAAUCUAUCCCACUUAACGAUUGCAAUGAACCGAUUUUGUGCCAUGUACAUUCAGCACCGAUAUGAGCGCAUUUUCAGCAAACCAAACACAAUGGCGCUGAGAAAUUAUUUGUGGGUAUUUUCCAUAGUUUUUUGCUCGUGCUGGUAUGAAAUAUCAAAAUGCUUCUUUUUCUACGACCCUCGAACUUGGACAUUUGAGUUUGACAGUUCAGAUUUUUGUGCUACCGUAACCUGGUAUUCCGAUUUUAUUUUCAAUAUCGGGCUUGGUUUAUUAACUCUCUUGGUGAAUCUCGUAACGGCUUACAAAGGGCGAAAACUGUCGAGAGCUCUUAUUAAUGCAGCUGGCAUGGAAGUUUCCAAUGUCCUACGGAAGCGAGAAUGGAAUUUUGUGAGACAGGCGUGA
Messenger RNA from Caenorhabditis elegans, 672 nucleotides. The record is from the annotation of a RefSeq genome assembly. NCBI's taxonomy places the organism in Eukaryota, Metazoa, Nematoda, Chromadorea, Rhabditida, Rhabditidae.